UCCUCCCGCCCUUCUUAGGAGGGGCUGCAUUGCAGGGGGAGACGGAGCUGCAGACUCUGUCACUGAAGGGAGGAGCGAGGAGACAAAGCCGGCAAAGCCCCUACCAGCUUCCUCCUUCUCCAGCCCAGCGCCCGACCCCGGAGCCUCUGAGGCAUCCUCUCCAUCUUUGGAACUCGCUAGUAAUUCAUUGAUAACAGGAAGCUAUGAGGGAUCCUGUGAGCAGCCAAUACAGCUCCUUUCUUUUCUGGAGGAUGCCCAUCCCAGAACUGGAUCUGUCAGAGUUGGAGGACCUGGGUCUCUCCGAUACAUCUACCUACAAGAUCAAAGACAGCGGCCGUGGCAAAGUAACCGGACAAGCAACUGCAGCAGAUCAGGAGAAAAACCCUGAAGGUGAUAGUCUCCUUGAAUACAGCACCUUCAACUUCUGGAGAGCUCCCAUUGCCAGCAUCCACUCCUUUGAUUUGGACUUGCUCUAAGGCUAAGACCUCUCCCAUGAUCUUACCUUUAUUGUCUUCCCUUUGAAGUCCUUUCCCAUUUCAAUCUUGUUCUCUUUUCUCUAUUGUGUUGGUGGUGCUGAUGAAUUUGCCAGUUGAAUUGUGUCUCUAUAUUUAUUUAUUUAUUUAUUUAUUUAUUUAUUUACUGAAUGAUCUGUGUACUCAAAUUCUCUCAAAGGCCUUCACAAUGUAUAGGGUUCAACCAAUGGAGUAGUUGAUAAACAGGGAUUCCUCACACUCCAAACUCCAGGAUUAUUAAUCCCAGAAAAACAGAGUUUAUGGAGAAGGUGGGGACUAAAGAGUAGUGUAGUAGAGAAAAAUGGAGGGUUAUUUCAUUCCAUUUUAGUCAGCGUCAAAGAUUACUCACAUCUUCCUAAUUCCUGAUCUAGGCCAAUAAAUAUUUCCUCAAGGGUAAAAAUGUGGAAGUUUCCAGAUAUUUGCUACAAAACAAGUAGGAUUUCUAAAAUAUUAAGGUAAUAAGACUCUUGCUUUUUUGAGUCUGCUCCUUCAUACAAUACAUUCUAUUCCAAAAAAAAUUUGAGGAGAGUUUAAUAAAAAUGGAGGAAAUAAUACAUCAUGGAAAAUGAAACUAGGGGAAAAUACUGAAACAUUUCAGAAAUACUGAAGUACUUUCUCGAGAGAACUUAGCUUACUUACUUUACAACUUUGCCCUUAUCUCUGUGCUGAAAUCUAGAGCUGAGGAAAAAUAUUUUAAUUGUUAAAAAGUUACCCUUCCAUUAGAACAAUUUGUAAAGUUUUGACUCAGUCAUGUAACAGAGGGUUUGGUCUUUAAUAUGUCUCCCCACUUCUCCCUGAAUUUUCAAUAUACAAUACUGAUCAAUGGGUCUCAGGCCCUAUACCUUGUUUCCCCAUCCCUUCCAAAAUAUUGCUGCUGAUUUGUGCUGCCAUUUACUCAUUUAUUUAAUAAAGACAUUAAAUCCCAAGGCUGGAUUCUUGUUGUCUCUCUCUUCCCACAGGGAAACAGUACACACCCAGAAAUUGCUCCUGACUACACACAGACAUAGCAUAUACAUUUAUCUUUCUAAUAUUCAGCUUUGAGGAAGAACAAUUUGAAUAGCA
This is a messenger RNA of Dipodomys ordii (Ord's kangaroo rat), 1574 nucleotides long. RefSeq names its product myeloid/lymphoid or mixed-lineage leukemia; translocated to, 11 (gene Mllt11). The record is from RefSeq and is a predicted model, not a curated record. The transcript is spliced from 2 exons. Lineage: Eukaryota; Metazoa; Chordata; Mammalia; Rodentia; Heteromyidae. Bases 204 to 476 code for a protein of 90 amino acids. Gene Ontology annotation, cellular component: nucleoplasm; cytosol. Gene Ontology annotation, biological process: positive regulation of release of cytochrome c from mitochondria; positive regulation of mitochondrial depolarization; apoptotic signaling pathway.